AUGAGGAUGACAAAAAUGGGAGGGUUACUCAAUUCCAGAUAUGGCAGAGGAUGGAUUGAUCACAGAAAAUUAGCUGUAAAUAGCUUUCGCUAUUUUGGAUAUGGCCAAAAGUCUUUUGAAUCUAAAAUCUUAGAAGAAACCAAAUUUUUUACUGAUGUUAUUGAAACAUACAAAGGUAGACCUUUUGACUUUAAACAGUUAAUAACAAAUGCUGUUUCAAACAUAACCAAUCUGAUCAUUUUUGGAGAACGAUUCACUUAUGAAGACACUGAUUUUCAGCACAUGAUUGAGUUAUUUAGUGAAAAUGUGGAACUGGCUGCCAGUGCCUCGGUCUUCCUGUAUAAUGCCUUUCCAUGGAUUGGCAUCUUACCUUUUGGAAAACAUCAACAGCUAUUUAGAAAUGCAGCUGUGGUCUAUGAUUUUCUCUCCAGGCUUAUUGAAAAAGCUUCCAUCAACAGAAAGCCUCAGUCACCUCAGCAUUUUGUCGAUGCUUAUUUAGAUGAGAUGGAUCAAGGUAAAAAUGACCCAUCAUGUACUUUCUCCAAAGAAAACCUCAUUUUUUCCGUGGGUGAACUCAUCAUUGCGGGAACCGAAACUACAACCAAUGUGCUACGGUGGGCAAUUCUUUUCAUGGCCCUUUAUCCCAACAUUCAAGGACAAGUUCAGAAAGAGAUCGAUUUAAUUAUGGGUCCCAUUGGGAAGCCUUGUUGGGAUGACAAAAGCAAAAUGCCUUAUACGGAGGCAGUUCUGCACGAAGUUUUAAGGUUCUGUAAUAUCGUGCCAUUAGGGAUUUUCCACGCAACCUCUGAAGACGCAGUCGUACGUGGUUAUUCCAUUCCUAAAGGCACAACAGUAAUUACCAACCUUUAUUCCGUACACUUUGAUGAAAAGUACUGGAGAAACCCAGAAAUAUUCUCUCCUGAGCGAUUUCUGGACAACAGUGGAUAUUUUGCCAAGAAGGAGGCUUUGGUUCCUUUUUCCCUAGGGAAAAGACAUUGCCUCGGAGAGCAGCUGGCUCGGAUGGAGAUGUUCCUGUUUUUCACAGCAUUGCUCCAGCAGUUUCACUUGCAUUUCCCGCACGGGCUGGUUCCAGAUCUGAAGCCCAGAUUAGGCAUGACAUUGCAACCCCAGCCCUACCUCAUCUGUGCAGAAAGACGCUGAAAGUGCUGGACGUCUUGUGGGAAAAGGUUACCUGGUUGCCUUUUACCCCUGAACCUUAUUUAUCUAAUCAGUGUGUAUGUGUGGAUGAAAAUCACAGCAUCAUAAAGCCAAAGGAACACAGGCAUGUCUUUGAAAAUAGUACUAAAGCAAUAAUAAGCAUUAGCUAUGGUUUUUUCCAAGCUUUCAUGACCUCUAAGGUGGAAUUAUCUGUGGGGAACACAAAGGUGCAAAUGACAGGUGUUGCUUCAGUAAGCCGGGCCAUGGAUGCCCUAAGCAGAGCCUGAGUUUUCAGCCUCUUGUUGAGCACCAGGGACCGCUUUUCCUCUCUUGACUCCAUCUUGCUCCUGUCCUGGGGGCUUUGCUUCCAAAUGCCAACGCCAGUUCCCUUCUGGUAAGAUAUUAUUAAUGCGUAGUGUGAUAGGAGUCCAGUUUAAUAAGAGGACUAAAUAAAUUAGAACCUAAAUAAAUGAGUUUGGAGUACAGAGGUAUUUUAGACAUAGUGGCAGAUAAUAGAAGAAAUAUCUAUGUAUUUAAGAACCUGCCACAGUGCUUUCAAAUCUUGCCCCCUAUUAUGUCUUUGUGAGAAUUACCUUGUUCUUAUUACAGAUGAGGGUCCCUGUGACCCGAGUAUUCAUCCCCAUAGCACCAGUUCAGUAGAAGGAAAUUACAGUAAUGUAAUUAUAAUAAAAAAUGACACUGCAAAAGUAAUCAUUAAUUCUUCAUAGGCACAGACAUUUUUCCUAGUACCACUCUUUUCCUAAACCAAUCACAGGUCUUAAAGAUGGAAUUGUUUUACCUUUUAAAGGUCUCCAGCCAUUUCCUGGGAUUACUGUUAUUUUUCUGAAGAGAAUACUGUACAAAUCCAAAAAACAUGCUUUACAGCCCGGGUAAAUGUAUACAUUGGGACACUUGAGAAUGAUGGGCUUCUAGUAAUAAUGAUGCCAGGAAAAUAAGUGUGAACCAUGACUGUCCUGAUCAAACUGAAAUCCAUGCCAGGUUUGACUAAAAAUUUAGCCUCGGUGACUGGUCUGCGUGAAACAACUACAGGAGAGGCUCUUCUCAAAGAAGAUGAGGAAACACUAAUUCAGAUCAACUUGCUAUGGAAUCAGCUGAGAUGUGUUACAACUGAUAGUGAAAAUACAUGUGGAACAGAAAGCGGCCUGGACAAAUUGUGACUCAUCAGCAGGUACUUUGCACAAGAUACUUGAAUCUAUCAUGUGUUACAAAACUGGUGUUGUCAGUGGUGAACUUCAUUUAUUCUAGGGACUUAACCAUUAUUAGUUUUGUGAAUUUUUGUUAGAAAUAGAAGCUAUCCUGACUUGCUCUACCAAGUCACAAUUCAGUGACUUAGCAGUCACUUUCUAUUGCAAGUUUCUUAGCUCGGGACCAAAAUUGAAAUUUUUCUG
Messenger RNA from Ailuropoda melanoleuca (giant panda), 2567 nucleotides. It is a transcript of the gene CYP2R1, whose product is annotated as cytochrome P450 family 2 subfamily R member 1. Gene Ontology annotation, molecular function: iron ion binding; heme binding; oxidoreductase activity, acting on paired donors, with incorporation or reduction of molecular oxygen, reduced flavin or flavoprotein as one donor, and incorporation of one atom of oxygen. Gene Ontology annotation, cellular component: cytoplasm; intracellular membrane-bounded organelle. Gene Ontology annotation, biological process: xenobiotic metabolic process. Bases 1 to 1161 code for a protein of 386 amino acids. The record is from RefSeq and is a predicted model, not a curated record. The transcript is spliced from 5 exons. NCBI's taxonomy places the organism in Eukaryota, Metazoa, Chordata, Mammalia, Carnivora, Ursidae.